GGGGCUGCUCUGGACCAGGUGCCUGCUGAAGUCUCACAUGGCCACAGACACUGUCUGGUGUCCGAAGUGCUCGCACCGUAGUUCGCUCCCGGUAUUUGUAUAAAAUGUGGAAAAGGUGUGUAUGGAGCGAGCCAGGCUUGCCAAGCAAUGGGUAACCUCUAUCAUACCAACUGCUUCACGUGCUGCUCUUGUGGGAGAAGACUACGAGGGAAAGCAUUCUACAAUGUCAAUGGCAAGGUGUACUGUGAAGAAGACUUCCUAUAUUCAGGUUUUCAGCAAACAGCAGACAAGUGCUUUGUUUGUGGACACCUCAUAAUGGAAAUGAUCUUACAGGCCCUUGGAAAAUCCUACCAUCCUGGCUGCUUCCGCUGUGUGGUGUGUAACGAGUGUUUGGAUGGAGUCCCCUUCACUGUAGAUGUGGAAAACAAUAUUUACUGUGUCAAAGACUACCAUACGGUUUUUGCACCAAAAUGUGCUUCCUGUAACCAGCCGAUCCUCCCAGCACAGGGCUCCGAGGAGACCAUCCGGGUGGUGUCGAUGGACAAGGACUACCACGUGGAGUGCUACCACUGCGAGGACUGUGGCUUGCAGCUCAAUGAUGAAGAAGGCCAUCGUUGUUAUCCCCUAGAGGGCCACUUGCUCUGCCACAGCUGUCAUAUCAGGCGCCUUAACAUCAAACUGCCAUCACAUCCACCUCCGAGCUACCCCAUGCAUGUCACAGAACUCUGAAAGACAUUUCCAUGAUCAAUAAGCUGUUGGAAAGAGAAGACAAAAGUUUAAAAAUUACUUUCAUGUUCCUUUAAAGAUGAGGUUCCAGUGAUAACCAUCUAAACCAUCUAUUUAUUUUUUAAAUCAGAGGUGAGGGGGUCCUUUUCUGAUCUUGUACAUAUGUUCUUUUAUCUAGACAUUUUCACCAAGACACUGUCUACUUGAACAAAUAAUUCACCACUAAACUGUAACUGUAAAUGGCAGCAUUUCUGAAAAUAAUGGUACAAAGGGCUGUUCUGGACUCCCUACUUGCUUCCUUCAGUGGAGAUUUCACCCAAGUAAGGAGUAGAAUUACUUUCCAAAAGUUAGCACCUUAUCAUAUUGCAGCAAGCAUGAUAAGAUAAAUGCUUGCAUUUUAGCUAGUUUUGUUGAAUUCUGGUCUUAGAGAAUACUUAGAUUCCAGAAGUAGGGAAUAGGCAGCAAGCAGGUGUUUAAGCCAGGGCAGUUUUCAGCAAGGUAAGAAGGGUGUUCUGUGUUCUGUGAAGAAGUGUCAGGCCAGCUCUCCAUCCUGCAGGGUCCCACAGUCAUCCAAAGACUAAUUAUUCAGCUUGCUCAAGAAAUAUGGCAAGGAUUUGAUGUAAAACCCAUGGUACAGAGGAUUGUAUCCAAAAGAUUGGCACGUGCAGGGUAAGUAGUUGCAGCCGUCUGUAAUUGCUGGCUGUGUAGCCAUGGCUUCAAAAUGCAUUCCUAUCAACUGGACCAUUUGGCACUUACUAAAGAAUUCAUCUUUCAAACCUGUUUUUUGUUCAAUAGGGUUCUAUGCAAAGGUACACUUGUCUUUAUACUGCUUGUUUUAUCCAAGACUUCAUUUGUUACCAACUGCUUCAUGAUUGUAUGUUGAGACAUUAUUAAAGAGAGGCCCAGUGGUUUGGUAUUACCUUUUCAGCUUUGUGUUCUUUUCGAGAUUACUUUUGAACUGAUUAUGGUGAUUGUCUUCACUGGAAAACAAAGUGCAGUAUGGCAGGAAUAGUCAUUUAGAGAGUCAGACCACAACACAUCGGUGUUUACAACAAGUAUUAGCUGUACACAGAAUGUACACACUUUCAUGUUUUGCAUAAGCUUUUACAGUACCCUCAGAGCUCUGGGGAGAGAUAUAUGUCUUCCAUAUAGGAAGUUAGAUGAAUCUUUUUUUAUGGUUUGUUUUCUACCACGUGCUGAUAUUUUACAUACAAAUCACACCAUCUGUAUGUCAAAAAAAUUCCUUGCAUUCUCAUGAGAAUUGACCCAGCCUUCCUGAAGCUGCAAUUUAUCAUUGCUGUCUUUAACUGUAUUCAAAGUUACAAUAAAAUAAAAUUCUUCAGCUCCAGAGGAAGCAGAAAUACCAGACCAGGUUCUUGGCAUGUGUAAAUUGGGACAUUUCCAUGCCAGUUCUCCACACUUGAGAAUCUGCCCGAUCGGUUCGGAAAUGAUCCUGUGUUAAAUUCAGCAUGCAGACUGAUGGAAUGACUUAUUUGGCAACACCAUUGCAGUUUAGUUUCUUAUGCUCCAUUGACUUUUUGAAAGCCAUUUGUGGUGCUCUUGAAAAGCACAAAGAGCAUCCAAUGGCCA
This is a messenger RNA of Parus major (Great Tit), 2316 nucleotides long. RefSeq names its product WT1 interacting protein. The record is from RefSeq and is a predicted model, not a curated record. Gene Ontology annotation, cellular component: transcription regulator complex; nucleus; P-body. The coding region runs from base 148 to 729 and encodes 193 amino acids. Gene Ontology annotation, biological process: regulation of DNA-templated transcription; cytoskeleton organization; response to hypoxia. The transcript is spliced from 8 exons. Lineage: Eukaryota; Metazoa; Chordata; Aves; Passeriformes; Paridae. Gene Ontology annotation, molecular function: transcription corepressor activity.